AUGGAAGUAGAGAAUCUAAAUUCUAAAAAAUAAGAUAAAUUUGUAAAGAGAAAAGAAAAAGUAAUUGACAUUUUAGAAUCAGAGGAAAGCAAUUAAAUUGAAAUCCAAGACUUUAUAAAAAAUAAGUAGAUAAUUGUGAUAGAAGACAAUAUUUAAUUCUCUCCAUUAUUCAUCUAAAGUAAUAAUGAUUCAAGUUUAACAUAAAAUGCAGAAAAAAAUAAAACUAAACCAAUCAAAAGUGUUCAAAUUUUUAAAAAAAUACAAAAGAGAUAGAAAAGAAUUUAAACUUUUGAUAUACUAAACCCUGGAUUUUCUGAAGAUGAGGCUUUAAACUUAUUUUAAGGAGUGUAGAUAAGUAAUAAGGGAAUGAUUAAAUUUCAUUUCACAACAAAUUAACUUAGCUUUGGUCAUUUGUAUAAUAUAAGCCACAUAAAUUAUUUGAAACCAUAAUAAUUAAUAGUGUUGGAUUACUAAUCAUAAAAACCAAUUAAAGAAAUAUCUUUAGAAGAUGCACUGAAUUAUUUAUCUCACAGUUCUUGUAAGCAUUUUUUGUAAGCUUCCUAAGUCUUAAAAGACUUUUAUUAAAAGUAAAGGUAUCUAAAAAAUAUACUAGAUUCAAUAAAAACAGAUGAAUAAAUAAUUUAAUUGCAUAAUGAAUAACUUGAUUAAUAUAUUUAAUCUUGCAAUCAGUUUAUAUCAAAUUAUGCUAAAAAAAACGAAGGCAUUAUUUUUUAAUACUUUAUUGCAAGAGUCAACAUUGAAAAAAAAGACUCAGAAAUAAUAAAAUUAGGAUAUUCUAAAUCUUUUCUAGAUUUGAUAGGAAUUGAUGUUACUAACUUUAGUUCUAUGCUUUUAAGAAACCACAAAAUAAAUCUAUUUGCUGAUGAAGAUGAAAUGACGCGACAAUCUCUAUAUGGAAUGAAUAGUAAUUUACAAAAGGAUAUUCCAUUAAAAUAUAUUAAUAAUAUAAUCACAUUAGACGGGUUUAAACUAUAGAUUUUCUUACAAAAAUAGCAAAUUAUUCCUGAAUAUAAUUUUAUUCCAGUUUCUGGUAUCCAUUUUGAAUAUGCUUUAACUAUUACUAAUAUAGAUGUAGAUGUAAAUGACUUAUAAAAUCUAAUCAAUUAUCGAUAAAGAUUGGUUUCUCAAAGGAAUAACUUAUCUUAUGACGAUUUUAUCCAAAGAGAGUUAUCUUAUUUAUUUGAAAAUGUAGAGUAUUCUGUUCAUUCCUCUUCUUUUAUGGAGAAAUAUUAUCAUUCAAAUUUAGAAAAUCUCCUUAAAUUAGAAGAAUUAAAAUAAUAAUAAAACUAAUUAGUAUAUGCCAAGCGAAGCUAUUUUAAAAUAAUAAAAAAACCAAACGAUUAACCUUCUAGGAUUUGA
Molecule: messenger RNA, 1380 nt
Organism: Tetrahymena thermophila SB210
Lineage: Eukaryota; Ciliophora; Oligohymenophorea; Hymenostomatida; Tetrahymenidae
Exons: 1
Source: RefSeq, a predicted model, not a curated record